This is a messenger RNA of Fukomys damarensis (Damara mole-rat), 1549 nucleotides long. RefSeq names its product chromobox 3 (gene Cbx3). NCBI's taxonomy places the organism in Eukaryota, Metazoa, Chordata, Mammalia, Rodentia, Bathyergidae. The transcript has 6 exons. The coding region runs from base 510 to 1061 and encodes 183 amino acids. Gene Ontology annotation, biological process: chromatin organization; negative regulation of transcription by RNA polymerase II. Gene Ontology annotation, molecular function: chromatin binding. The record is from RefSeq and is a predicted model, not a curated record. Gene Ontology annotation, cellular component: nucleus; pericentric heterochromatin.
UAAAGCCGCAGCUCUAAGGUCCGGCCCUUCCAGCCCCGAGGUCGUCCGCGUAGCUACACCUUUGAUAAUCUCAUUCCCCCAAGGUUCUUCCCGCCUUUGAACAAUUCUGGUAGCAUUCCCCUUCUUUUCCCUCCCCCAGUAUAGGACUGACUCGGCCCCUUCCGGAAACACCCGAAGCAAUUUGUAGUCAAAAAAAAAUCACUGCUGCACCAACAGAACCUUCGCCAAAGCCUUGGGAUUAACCCCUUGUGCCGCGGGGCGGCCUUCCCCAAGUGUGGUCGGGGCGCUGUCGCUCUUAGCUCCCUGGACCCGCCCUCUUGCGUCUGGGCACCCACGCCGAGACGACAGAGAGGGUGGAGUCCGGCUUUGGCGCCAGCAGCUGCGGAGGCUAACAACCGCCGAGAGGGCUCUCGGGUCACGGCCUUCGCCCCUGUCCCCUCCGUCCCUCCUUCCCCGGGGACCAUCAGGCCCGCGCGCGGACGUAAUAGCUCUUCAAGUCUGCAAUAAAAAUGGCCUCCAAUAAAACUACAUUGCAAAAAAUGGGAAAGAAACAAAAUGGAAAAAGCAAAAAAGUUGAGGAAGCAGAGCCUGAAGAAUUUGUGGUAGAAAAAGUACUGGACCGUCGUGUAGUGAAUGGGAAGGUGGAGUAUUUUCUGAAGUGGAAGGGAUUUACAGAUGCUGACAAUACAUGGGAACCUGAAGAAAAUUUAGAUUGUCCAGAAUUAAUUGAAGCAUUUCUUAAUUCUCAAAAAGCUGGUAAAGAAAAAGAUGGUACAAAAAGAAAAUCUCUAUCUGACAGUGAAUCUGAUGAUAGCAAAUCAAAGAAGAAAAGAGAUGCUGCUGACAAACCUAGAGGAUUUGCUAGAGGUCUUGAUCCUGAACGAAUAAUUGGUGCCACAGACAGUAGUGGAGAAUUGAUGUUUCUCAUGAAAUGGAAAGAUUCAGAUGAGGCUGACUUGGUGCUGGCAAAAGAGGCAAAUAUGAAAUGUCCUCAAAUUGUAAUUGCUUUUUAUGAAGAGAGACUAACUUGGCAUUCUUGUCCAGAAGAUGAAGCUCAAUAACUUAACAUCAUUUUUAUAUAUAUUUAUAUAUAUAUAAAAUAUGGGUCUUGGUUUUUGAUUUGCUCGUGUGGAAAAAAACGCAUUCUAAUGAAAAUCAAGUUUACUAUGUUGGUUUUGAAAGUAGUAUUUGGGGAAGUUGUUGGGUUUUGUUUGUUUUGCAUCAAUAGCACUGGUUACUUUGAACAAAUAAAAAGCUUUCUGUAGUUGCUUCCUUUAUGAGAAAAUAGCAUUGAUAGCCUGAUAUGUUUCCUCUACUUUUCCAAAUAUUGGGGAAAUUAUCUAUAGUCAAACAACUCAUUUUUAGCUCACAUGCUUAAGGACCAUUCUGAGUUUUUUGUUUGUGUGUGUAUAAAUAAAAUACUUAUGUAAAUGGUUUUUGUUCUGUUUUUAAACAUUCACCAAAAAAAAAGUAUGGGUGAUAAGCCCAUGUUUGUGAUGCCAUCAUUCUGAGCAACCUAAGAAAUAAAUCACUUGGAGUUAAAUUGAAA